AUGAAAGAUGACAAUGGUCGAUCACGUGAUGGGAUUGGACAAGUAAGCUGCGUAAAGGCGAUGAAAGGCCUCAACCUAGGUGGCGUCGUGGACUUUUGCCGUGUGCUGACACGCCAACCGCAGCUUCUUUUACCACAAGUGUCUGUGAAAGAUGUGACAGAAGUGCCAUUCCAGACGCUUCAAGACCGGGGAUUUCGUGGCGUUAUAUUUGACAAGGAUAAUACCUUAACAGUACCGCAUACAGUAGAAAUUGCACCUCAUUUGAAGUCUUCUUUGGCUGAAUGCCGACGAGUGUUUGGGGACUCGGGUGUUGUUAUUUUCUCCAAUUCAGCUGGAUCUGUGGACGACAAGGAUGGAGUGAAAGCUAAGCGAAUCGAAGAUGAAUUGCAGAUUGCUGUGCUUCGUCACAAUCACAAGAAACCUCGAGGCAUUGAAUAUGUGAGAAAACACUUUACUGAAAUCGACACGAAGAGACUGAUUAUUAUCGGUGAUCGGUACUCGACAGACGUGCUGUUUGGGAAUCUCAAUGGACUCCUGACGAUUCGGACAGAGCAACUUACAUUUGAGAGUGAAAGUGUUGUUAAUCGACAGCUGCAGCGCAUUGAAAAAGCAGCUGUGCGAAUGCUGAUGCGUGCCGGAGUGAAGCCGCCUGCACAUCCAUUAUGGGAUGACGUUGACACGAAGGCGUAA
Peronospora belbahrii is the source of this 690-nucleotide messenger RNA. The record is from the annotation of a GenBank genome assembly. Lineage: Eukaryota; Oomycota; Peronosporomycetes; Peronosporales; Peronosporaceae.